AUGUUUGUCGGCGUCACUGUUCUGUUGCUGAGCUGGGCCAGCUGCGCCCUCAGCGCCCAGUACCAGGAGCGCUACCUGGACGUGCCGGUCGACCACUUCAGCUUCAGCAGAACCAACGAAACCUUCAAGCUGCGCUUCUUGGUAGUGGAACAGUUCUACGUCAAAGGCAGCCCCAUUUUCUUCUACUGCGGCAACGAGGCCGACAUCACCACAUUCUUCGAUAACACCGGGUUUCUUCUGGAAAUUGCGCCCAUCUUCAACGCCCUGGUGGUUUUCGCCGAGCACCGUUACUACGGCCUGUCCAUGCCCUUAGGAGCGCGCUCUCUGAGUCCUUCUGAGGGGCUGCGCCUGCUCACCACCUCCCAAGCGCUGGCGGACUUUGUGCGUCUGAUCGACCACCUGGGGGGGCAGUACUUCGGCACCAUGCUGACCAAUGACACUUUUCCAGUGGUGGCGUUUGGCGGUUCGUAUGGCGGCAUGUUGGCGGCGUGGUUGCGCAUGAAGUAUCCCCAUGUGGUGCUGGGCGCAGUGGCCUCCUCAGCCCCAUUGCUGCAGAUGAACAACCUGGAGCUGUGCCAGGCGUUCUACCGCUCCGUCACUGAGUCGUUUGCGGCCAAUGGCAACUGCAGCUAUCCGGUGAAGUUGUCGUGGGCGGCCAUUCGAAACCUGUCGGAAACUGUGCAGGGACGACGCAGUGUUUCGCAGGUGUUCAAGUUGUGCAAGCCGCUGGAGUCUAGUGAAGAUGCCGGCAAGUUAAUCGACACCCUGGUGGAUAUUUACGUGAAUCUGGCAAUGUUGAACUAUCCCUAUCCGACUCACUUUCUGGCGCCGCUGCCCGCCAAUCCAGUGAAAUCCUUCUGCGACAAGCUGCGCAGCUUUGGGGUGGUGGAGACCGCCGUGGAGCUGCUCCAGGCGGUGUCCAGUGCGCUGGAAAUCGCCACCAAUUUCUCGGGAAACACUCAGUGCAACAACAUCGAAACCACAGUGGAACAGCCCGUUGACUACGCCUGGGACUUCCAGGCCUGCUUCGAGCUGGUGAUGCCCAUCUGCAGCUCGGCGCUGGACAUGUUCGAGCCGACCCAGUGGAACUACUCGAAAUACGCCCAGGACUGCAGCAGGAAGUACCAAGUGACGCCCUACUCCUCCAACGGGGUUCUACUGGAGCAUGGCGGGCGCAUUCUCAAGUACGCCUCCAACAUUGUCUUCAGCAAUGGGCUUUCAGAUCCCUGGUGCAGUGGCGGGGUGCUGAAGAACGUCUCAGAUUCGGUGGUGGCGGUGCUGAUUCCCCAGGCCGCCCACCAUUACGACCUGCGCGCCGCCCAUCCGGUGGACUCGCACUAUGUGCUGGAAGCCCGCAAGUUCCACGUGGGGCAGAUCAAAAAGUGGCUGAAUAUUCCGUAG
Dendroctonus ponderosae (mountain pine beetle) is the source of this 1401-nucleotide messenger RNA. RefSeq names its product lysosomal Pro-X carboxypeptidase-like. The transcript has a single exon. Gene Ontology annotation, biological process: proteolysis. Gene Ontology annotation, molecular function: dipeptidyl-peptidase activity; serine-type exopeptidase activity. Lineage: Eukaryota; Metazoa; Arthropoda; Insecta; Coleoptera; Curculionidae. The coding region runs from base 1 to 1401 and encodes 466 amino acids. The record is from RefSeq and is a predicted model, not a curated record.